Molecule: messenger RNA, 1209 nt
Organism: Brienomyrus brachyistius
Lineage: Eukaryota; Metazoa; Chordata; Actinopteri; Osteoglossiformes; Mormyridae
Product: protein S100-A1-like
Exons: 3
Coding region: 96-431 (111 amino acids)
Molecular function (GO): transition metal ion binding; calcium ion binding
Source: RefSeq, a predicted model, not a curated record
AUAUUUAAGUGACCGGCAGGGUUUCUCCUCAUACCAGCCUUUCUUCUCUUUGUGGACAAGAUCACUGGCGUCACAUCACAUCACCAUCAUCCAGGAUGACUAGCCAAGACCCGGAGGCCAAGUCCAACCUGGAAAACGCCAUGCAGCUGAUGAUCCAGACGUUUCACAAGUACUCGGGAAACGAGGGCGACAAGUACACUCUGAGUCGCGCAGAGUUGAAGGAGAUGCUCACGCAGGAGCUGGGCAAUUAUCUCGGGAACGCCCAAGACAAAGACGCAGUGGAGAAAGUGAUGAACGACCUGGAUGCCAACAACGACGGCGAGGUCGACUUCACUGAGUUCAUCAUCCUGGUGGGUGCCCUCACAGUCGCCUGCAAUGACUUCUUCCUGGAGUAUCACAAAGACGACAACAAACCGGGCGAAAAAAACUAGUGUGUUUCAAUAGCUCACCUAAUUACGUCACGGAAACGUUGCGGAAGGUGGUGACGGGUAUUUGUUUUGGUCAGGGGAAUUCCCACAUUCACCUCUCCCAUCUAGAUGCAAUACACCCAUUACCAGUUAAAGACGUGCCUCUUUUCUCAUGCUACCAGAGGGUUUUUUUUUUUGAUUCAGUAAAUAUCAAACGAACACUUUGUUUUGCUGUAAAAUGUUCAAAGCUGCACGCAAGUACGUUCAUUGCUGCAUGUGACUGUGCUUCCCAAUUCGUUUCCUUCAUUUUGUAGCCAUUUUUCGGUUGAUGGAACUUUUCCAAUCUAAAGAAAAAAGAAAACGUUGUAAUUUUGGUCUUGUCCAAGUCAUGUACGUGGAAAGUAUAAUGUCCUAUGGUACAUAAGUGAUUAAACAUAUAACCAGUUCUGAAGUUUCUUUUUUUUUCCACAUAUACCCAAUGGAGUACUGAGCUAAUUAUUAUUCAGACAAGACCAAAACAAUCUCCUCCACUCAUGGUGUCCGUUUAAUGUCCGAGCAAUAAAUGGAUAGUGACUGUCAGUAUUUCGCGGGAAUGGUUUGGAUGGGUUUCUCACGGCAUGUUAAACUCGCGUCUUCGCGUGCCUACCGUUUGGAGAGAAUGCGUUCACGUUAUUCUAGCGUAAUUUCCGACCAGUUUAAAGAUUAAAAGUACACCGAUUAAAUUUCCCGUGACCCAGCACUAGAAGCGGUAAGAAGAUGGAUGGAUGGAUCUAUGGAUGAUUAAAUUUCACAGUAUUCCCUU